GGAACAGUCAUUGAUUUGAUCAUUUUACACAAGCACCCUGCCCCCCCAAGAUCCCCAGAUUCUUUUAAAGUUUCAAGCUUCAACUCGACGACGAGAACCAAUCAACCGAUAUAAGCGGCCCUUCGUAUAUUUCUAUUAAAUUUUGAUAGUGAUCAUAGUGUUUGAAUCGUGCAAGCUCAGGAGAGUCGACACCAUCGUCCGCGUUAUUAUCCAUAGAUAUCCCCACCUGAUCCCAUUUUAGAUUGCACACUUGUUGGUAGGAAAAAACCUACCUGAAAGAAAGGAAGAUGGGUAUACCCAAGUUUUUUCGCUGGAUCAGCGAGCGAUAUCCACUAUGUAGUCAACUGAUACAGGAAAAUAGGAUCCCUGAGUUUGACAACCUCUACUUGGAUAUGAAUGGCAUCAUUCACAAUUGCUCCCAUCCCAACGAUUCCGAUGUACACUUUCGCAUGACGGAAGACCAGAUAUUCUUGGCCAUCUUCAACUAUGUGGACCACUUGUUCUCCAAGAUCAGGCCAAAAAAGUUAUUCUUCCUUGCUGUGGACGGUGUGGCACCAAGGGCGAAGAUGAACCAACAGCGCGCAAGGCGUUUCCGUACGGCGAAGGAUAAUGCAGAAGCUCGUCAGAGAGCAAUACAGCGUGGGGAGGAACUUCCAAAAGAGGCACCCUUUGAUUCUAAUUGCAUCACCCCAGGAACACCAUUUAUGGCAAGGCUGCAAGAACAGCUGAAGUACUUCAUCAAUAAAAAGAUCACGGAAGACGCCAGUUGGCACAACGUAGAGGUCAUAUUGUCCGGUCACGAGGUGCCAGGCGAGGGGGAACAUAAAAUUAUGGAAUAUCUACGUUUAGCCAAGUCGCAACCUGAUUACGACCCGAAUGUCAGACAUUGCUUGUAUGGUUUAGAUGCAGAUUUGAUGAUGUUAGGACUACUCAGCCACGAACCGCAUUUCGCCUUGCUUCGAGAGGAAGUCACAUUCGGUCGAAGUCGAAAGAAGAACCCAGGUGGAAAUCCUGAAGCACAGAAUUUCUACCUCAUGCAUCUCUCUUUGUUCCGAGAAUACCUCGAUGCGGAGUUCUCGACCCUUCAAGAUCAACUUUCAUUCAAAUAUGAUGUGGAGAGAGUCAUUGACGACUUCAUCGUGCUCGCCUACUUUGUAGGGAAUGAUUUCCUACCUAAUUUACCUGGACUACAUAUCAAUGAAGGUGCCUUGGCAUAUAUGUUCAAAGUGUACAAGACAGUUUUAUUGGAAGGUGGUGGCUACCUCAACGACGGGGGUCAACUGCAACUGGAUAGGUGCGAGAGAUUCUUACGCAAACUCGGCGAGCAGGAACGCGAACUAUUCGAAGUCGAAGUCGGGGAUGUGAAGUGGUUGCAAGGUAAACGGACGAAUGGACAGUCAAAACAAGCGCCAAAAAAAUCACAGCUAGUUUUGAGCAAACCUCAGCGCGAGUAUUACGACAAGAUCAAGUCAUUUGUCCUAUCGAAUAGGGAAACCGCGCGGCUAACGUUUUCGACCAACAUACCUGCGCGCGAUCGCACCUUCAUCAUCAAUCUAGCGAAUGAGCUUGGUAUCAGUCACACAAUCGAUGCCUUGGGGGAAGGAAAGGACCUACCUCAGCACCAUAUAAUUUUGGAUUGGGAUGAAGAUGACGAUGAGGACGACGAAGAAAGCAUGGAAGCCAGACAACGCGUACUUCGACGAUGGGACGCGGCGGAGAUUAUAGACGAAGAUGGGCUUGCUGCUAGCUUGGAGGCGGAAGAGAAGCAGAAGUUGGACGAAGCAUUCGUGGAGUGGAAGCGGGAGUACUACAAAGAGAAAAUGGAGAUCAAUUAUGACAAUCAAGCGCAAAUGUCAAAGUUGGUGUACCACUAUGUGGAGGGCUUGCAGUGGAUUGCAUACUACUAUUAUAAUGGGGUUGCAUCCUGGGAAUGGUUUUACCCGUACCACUAUGCGCCAAAAAUAACGGAUCUGGUGAACAUCGGCAAUCUUGACAUAAAAUUUGAUAUCGGCCGACCGUUUUUGCCUUUUGAGCAGUUGAUGGGUGUCCUACCUGCAGCAAGUCGACAGCAUAUUCCUGAAGCCUUCCGCGAGUUGAUGACGGAUCCUGGUUCGCCAAUCAUCGACUUCUACCCAGCUGAUUUUGAGCUAGAUAUGAACGGAAAGAAAGCCGAUUGGGAAGCCGUUGUUAAAAUCCCUUUUAUCGACGAAACGCGGCUACUGCGUGCCCUCCACGCGAGAGAAAACCAGCUUACAAAAGAAGAGAAGUCUCGAAAUAGACAUGGAGACAGCUUCAUUUUCGAAUUGGAUGCUAAACAGCCCCAUUCCUAUCCCUCACCAUUACCGGGAGUGUUUCCUGAGAUUGCCAAGUGCGUGUGCAAUAUGCGAAUUUAUCGUCUCCCAACCGUUGGGUCUGACGGAUUCGUGAAGGGCCUGUGUGCCGGAGCUCAGUUGGGAGUACGUGCCCUCGCUGGGUUCCCUACGAUGAAGACGCUUCCACACACUGCUACCCUGGGCUUCCAUGGUGUACACGUGUUUACCAUGGAGAGUCCGAAUGAAAGUAUGAUCAUUGCACUUGAGAACAGAUUUGAGGGAUGCAUCCCAGAAGAGAUUGCAAAGACUCAAAUUGGGCAACGUGUGUUUGUGAACUGGCCUUUCCUACAAGAAGCACUUGUCAGCUCGAUGACCGAUGAGUUUUUUCGAUAUGAAAUAAAAGAGAUCGGAGGGCGCAAGGAUGUGGUGAAGAUACCUCAGAACCAAGACAGCCAAGAUCGGUUUUACAAAGCGAGCGAAAGGAUUGAACAUUAUUACAGCAAGCGUUAUGGAACAAUAACAGGACCAGUUGAGAUCCUCCUUAAUGUCCGCUUGUUGAAAGGAAUGAAGCUCCAAGAAGACGGGGCGUUAGUCAAGGACUAUGGUUCGUACCAUGAGGAAACGGAUAUUGCGUUGCAGACUGUGGUUGGCCAAGUGGAGUUUGAGGACCCUAGAUACAAGGAGCAACCGGCGGCACCACUACCGCAAGAGUACCCCCUGGGAUCUCGAGUGUUCUUUUUGGGAAAUCAAGGAUAUGGCCUGGCUGCCGAUGUUGUGGGAUAUGACACUGAGAAGCUUCAUAUCAAACUCUUGAAGCCAACAGAUCCGGAACUGGUCGAAGGCUUGCACUUCACCAGGGAGAAGGCAAUUGAUGCAGAGCGUGGCGAACGCUACAUGCCCAGCUGGCAGGUUGCGAAGCAAUUGGGCAUUCCUAGCUUGGCUCUCUCAAAAGUCACGUCCAGCCUUCAUGUAAUCAGUAAGAAGUCCGAUCAACGAUACAAUCUGGGGUUAAAUUUGAAGUUCGAGUCCAAAAAGAGGAAAGUGCUGGGUUAUUCAAGAAAGACCAGCUCUGGGUGGGAAUAUUCGCAAAGGGCUGUAGCGCUCAUCAGGGAAUACAAGGAUCGAUUCCCAGCUCUCUUCGUAGGAUUGGAAAAGAGGUCAAGAAAUGACCUUUACGAGGACACUGAGAUUUACCCGGAGGAGGUGGCAUCAUCGAAGCUAAAUGAGAUUAAAGAAUGGCUGAAGGAGGCGGGCGUGAAAGACUUCGAACGAGUAUCGUUAGAUACCAGGGCUCUGACAAAGAAUGUGAUAAAGGAUAUUGAGGAGCGGGUCGAUGAGGUCUACAAGCGAAUUGGCGAUGUCAAGAUUAAGGCGGUGACAGUCAAGAACGUGCCUCGACCGGCUGUUUUAAAACCAGCACACGCACGACAUCGCUUGUCACAUCAAGUGUUUGACCUCGGGGAUCGCGUGAUGUAUGCCAUGGACUCCGGCAGUGUGCCCUUAGCGGCACAGGGCACGGUCGUUGGCAUGGAGGGUAAUUUUCUGGAUGUUGUUUUCGAUCAAAUGUUCAUGGGUGGUAGCAGCCUUGGGGACAGAUGCCAACCGAAUCGCGGAUUGGUGGUUAACAAGGACGCGGUACUUAACCUGACUCAUAUGCAGCCUCCGAUCGAAGGUAGCCGACCAAGCCAAGUCAUACCAAUUAAUCGGCCAAUUCCCAGAUUUGCCAUGCGUUCUGGAGGAAACGCUCUAGCACAGCAGCAGAAUUCUGCCCAUAAAUCAUCAGCGCCACCGAUAAAAAAUGCGUGGACGGAAGGUGGUCCUACCAUCAUGGCGCGCAACGCUGGUCCACGGUCUGGUUUCAACGAACCCCCGAGAUUCGAAAAUCAAGAACGAAGUGACGCCGGGAAAAGGCAUACGUUUGCGGGCGCUUCCGGUGUGACAAUCGCCAUCACGAAGCACUCCACCCCUGUACGGUCAACAGGCGGUAAUGUCGUCCCUAAAAACUCUCAGCCAAGUGUGACGAGCGUAGCGAAAGAAAACGUCAGACGCAAGCCGCAUCCAUCUCGUCCGGAGGUAGCUGCACCGUCGAAUAGUGUUCUUCCUAACGGAUCCGCGAUAAAGAUCCAGCAUGAGCAUGAAAAGGCGGACUCUACGAAACGCAGUGCGCCGUCAAAGCCCACUCACCAAGGAGGGGCAGGCGAGCAACUGAAAACUGGUCUAAUCCGCAACUCCGGUACAUCUGCACCACCUAUUCAUGCAGUAUCCUCGGCAACGCCUGAAGCCAACGAGACGGCAACAGCAGCCGGAUAUAGUGGGUUACCACCUAGUGGGUCGACGGACGAAGCGGACAUGAUCACGCAGAGUUUGAAGACCAUGCUGCAUAUCGGCAAUAACCACCCGCCGCCAGCCACAACGGUUCCCCUCAUGCAAGUUCCGGUUGGGUUUCAACCAAUUCAAAUGGUUCCUGUAGGGAUGCCAGUUUUCACCCAGCCACACUUUCCGAUGUCAAUGGCUCCGGCAAUCCCAAUACAGUACGGAACAGCGCCACAUGGCCCUCCACAGGCUAUUGUGAUGGAUCCCAACAACUUGGAAGUAUCCCGACAACUAAUGGCAAUGCUGCAGCCUCAACAAGCCGCGCAGCCACACAUGCUGGCCAGCUUUUCUCCAUACACCGUUGCUGCCGGUGCAAUGCCAGUUCAGCCGGUACAGAACGAGCUAGCAGAGUUAAUCAAGCAUAAGGAACCUGCUGGACGAGGAAGGGGACGUGGAGCUGCUGGAGUACCUGGACCAAGGAGAAGUACUGCUACCGGCACGGGAGAUGUGAUUCAAUCGAGUGAGGAACAAGGUUCUACAUCGCAGGAACCAGAGGAAACGAUGGACGUUGAACAUGAAGGUGAGGAGGGAACAGGGGAAGUAAAUCGGGAUCCUGGAACUCACCAAGAUCGCGGGCGUGGACGUGGACGUGGAGCCUUCCGCGGACAACAUCAAAAUCAAAGAUGGUCUGGCGGUGGAUAUGUACCGAGAGGCGGGUAUGGAUAUGGACCCAUGCAACAAAAUGGAGGGUACAAUUGGAGAGGUGGAAGGGGACGAGGUACCGGAGGCUCUUAUGGGAAUGGUACACACCAAGGCGGUGGGGGUCAGGGCGGUUUCCAUGAUAAUCGAGGGCGGGGUCGUGGCGGAUAUCAUGGAGGUGAAAGUGGAAGUCGAGGGCGUGGCCGUGGUUUCACCUAGUUGUCGAGAUCAAGCAAUGGACCGUGGUGGGAAUACCUCCAGCAUGUAGUGGGGCAGCAGUAGCUAGUGCACUCAGGACACGGACGCCUCUUUUGUAGAGAUGUACAUGUUUUUUUCUUUCUUUUUUGCAAUAGACGCUGAUCUCACAACAGCCUCCGCCAUCAACGACAUUUAUUGAUCAACCGCACUGGACUAUGGUUCAGUGGGACUAUUCUGUAUCUGCCCA
Spizellomyces punctatus DAOM BR117 is the source of this 5769-nucleotide messenger RNA. RefSeq lists its product as uncharacterized. Gene Ontology annotation, molecular function: RNA binding; 5'-3' RNA exonuclease activity. Gene Ontology annotation, biological process: nuclear-transcribed mRNA catabolic process; rRNA catabolic process. Lineage: Eukaryota; Fungi; Chytridiomycota; Chytridiomycetes; Spizellomycetales; Spizellomycetaceae. The record is from RefSeq and is a predicted model, not a curated record. Gene Ontology annotation, cellular component: nucleus. Bases 288 to 5543 code for a protein of 1751 amino acids. The transcript has 12 exons.